ACCAUUUCGUAUGUAGUUGACGUAAAUGUCGAACGCUAGUUAAUUUUAAAAAUUCUAAAAUUUAAUUUUUUAUCAUCAGCAUUGUUAAUAUUUGUUUGAAAAUUAAUCAUGACUGCAACUCCAUUACAAAUGCAGUCUUUUCAAAACCAACAAAAGAACUAUUUAUAUAAUUCACCCAAUAUUCUACCUAACAAUCGUAACAGUGUACCAAGUAGCCCUUUUCUUCCUGGGUAUCUAUUCGGAAACUCGCCACAACCAGGUAAUUCCCAAACAAACAGUGGAGGUUAUUCUAAUAAUCAAAGAUUUGUACCUACAGCAACCUCGUUGGGCUCAGGACAAGGGUUCUCAUUUUCUUCUCCUGAUCUUCAAAAGUACCAACCACAACAAACUCACCCGCGCCAUUCACUUUUAAAAGAAGGUGCACCACCAACUGAAAGUUUAUUUACUCCUUUAAGUGGAUCACCAGAAAAUCUUAUGGAGACAGAGACAACUUAUAGAGAAUUUCAAUCUCCUUCUGAACUUUUCUUGACACCAAGUAAUCAAUCAUUUAAUAAAAGUUUGUUUCCAACUUCUCACGAUUUUAUUCCACAAUCUCCAGCACAAAUUGAUCCAUUCUAUUCUCAAGAAGAUGUAAUAAAUAGUGAUGAUAUCAUUGAUGACACUGCUGUUACUGUAUUUGGUUUUCCUCCUGCAGCAUCUUCGUAUAUUUUGCAAGAGUUCUCUCAGUAUGGUACCAUUGAAAAGUAUGAAAUGCACAAUGUUGGAAAUUGGCUACACAUAAAGUAUCAAACUCGUAUACAGGCAAAAAAAGCUCUUAGUAAAAACGGUAAACAAUAUGCUCAACGAAUUAUGGUUGGUGUACUUCCCUGUAUUAAAAAGCAGAUUGGUGUGGAUGGUGAUUUGACAUCUGCAAGUUCUUUAAAUAUAUCAGCAAAUACACCAAACAAGCUAAUCAACAAUAAACCCAGCACAAUGCGACAAUUAUCAUCAAGAAAUGCUAGUGGAACAUCUACAACAGAUUUUUUUUCAAAAGAUAUUACUCCUCAAAAAAAAGACUCCGUUAUGUCAAAAGCAUUAGACUAUGUGUUUGGAUGGUAAACACAUUUUCUAUAUCUAUUGUGGGUGUAAUCAUAUAAAAAAUUGUAAAAAAUAUUUGUGCAAAUACAUUUAUAUAGUUUUA
Molecule: messenger RNA, 1180 nt
Organism: Hydra vulgaris (swiftwater hydra)
Lineage: Eukaryota; Metazoa; Cnidaria; Hydrozoa; Anthoathecata; Hydridae
Product: nucleoporin NUP35
Biological process (GO): nuclear pore organization; NLS-bearing protein import into nucleus
Cellular component (GO): nuclear membrane; nuclear pore nuclear basket; nuclear pore central transport channel
Molecular function (GO): phospholipid binding; nucleic acid binding; structural constituent of nuclear pore
Source: RefSeq, a predicted model, not a curated record